This is a messenger RNA of Blepharisma stoltei, 918 nucleotides long. The record is from the annotation of a GenBank genome assembly. NCBI's taxonomy places the organism in Eukaryota, Ciliophora, Heterotrichea, Heterotrichida, Blepharismidae.
AUGAAUACCCAACAUAUCAACCUCAGCAAAAGCACAAGCAAAAGACUUGAAAGCACAUCGCUACUACUCCAAAACGAAAAAUCUUUAUAUGGGAAGUCUAAUUCGGCAAUAAGAGCUAAAGGAACCGAUACAGAAUUUCAGGUCAAAUAUAAAACUGAGAUGUGCAAAAACUGGGAAUCAGGGCAGUGCGAAUUCGGAAACAAAUGCGCUUUUGCGCAUGGAAUUGAGGAACUAAGAAAUAAAUCGCACAAAAGCGCAAAACCGAAAAUCCCUGGAUGCAAAAUGUAUCAAGACAAGGGAUAAUAAAUAAAUAAAUAAAUUAAAAAUCGUUUGUCUAGCAGAGCCGAGGAUUUGCACCUCUACAAGCUCAUCGCUCCUGAGGAAUCCCUGCGGACACCCUUCCUAGUUGCCUCAAGCAAGGGAUUCUUUCAACCAGUCUUGACUUCCACGGCUUCUGGAGCCUAAGGGCCACCAUCUGGGUCGAAACUCCCAGUAUCUCGUUAGACAAAUGCCAUCUCUUGAGUCCUGCUCGAGGGAUUCAGCACUAAUCAGGACUGUCGCCGAUCUUGCUCUUUCCACUGGUUGUUCUGGGGAUUAGUUCCAUAGGGCCUGAGUAAAACUAGCCCGACAUACAUAAAGGAUUCCGACCCCUUUUUACCUAAAUCCCAGCCACUGGGCUGUUGUCUGGAGGUUUGAAGAAAUAGGGUCGAGAGGUAGGGUGGCACGUCGCCAUCUUUAUGUGUAUAGGACAAUGGAUACUGCAUUUAUGGUAGCAAGUGUCAAUUUUCACACAGAGAAAGUUCUCCAGAUACUGAUUCUAGUUCCCCGGAUAAUAGUGCAUUUUCUAGCAGAAGGAAUUCAAACGAGGCAAUUUUUAGGAUGCCAUUAUUUAUUGAUUUAGAGAGCAGGUCGUGCUAA